Oryza brachyantha (malo sina) is the source of this 1715-nucleotide messenger RNA. RefSeq names its product temperature-sensitive sn-2 acyl-lipid omega-3 desaturase (ferredoxin), chloroplastic-like. The transcript is spliced from 7 exons. The record is from RefSeq and is a predicted model, not a curated record. Bases 84 to 1319 code for a protein of 411 amino acids. NCBI's taxonomy places the organism in Eukaryota, Viridiplantae, Streptophyta, Magnoliopsida, Poales, Poaceae. Gene Ontology annotation, biological process: lipid metabolic process. Gene Ontology annotation, molecular function: oxidoreductase activity, acting on paired donors, with oxidation of a pair of donors resulting in the reduction of molecular oxygen to two molecules of water.
UUUGUGAGUAGAUAAUAAAGGGGAAAUUGGAGGAGAGGAAACCCCGACCUCUCCUCUCGCGCGCCAACUCAAUACGGGAGGCGAUGGCCCGCCUACUCCUCUCCGGCGGCGGCGGCGGCCUCACGCCUCUCCCCCUCCGCCGCGCCAUUGCGCUCCCACUGUUUCCCACUCCUCUCCGCCUCCGCCUCCCCCUCCGCGUAGCCGCGCCCACCCGCCUGGUCACCGUGGAGGACUUCGACCCCGGCGCGGCGCCUCCCUUCGGGCUGGCGGACAUCCGCGCCGCCAUUCCCAAGCACUGCUGGGUGAAGGACCCCUGGCGCUCCAUGGGCUACGUGCUGCGCGACGUCGUGGUCGUGCUCGCCCUCGCCGCCGCCGCCGCUCGGCUCGACACCUUCCUCGCAUGGCCGCUCUACUGGGCCGCGCAGGGCACCAUGUUCUGGGCGCUCUUCGUCCUCGGCCACGACUGCGGGCACGGCAGCUUCUCCAACAACCCGAGGUUGAACAGCCUUGUUGGCCACAUACUCCACUCCUCCAUCCUGGUACCCUACCAUGGCUGGAGGAUUAGCCACAGGACGCACCAUCAGAACCAUGGCCAUGUCGACAACGAUGAGUCCUGGCAUCCUCUUCCUGAGCGGCUGUAUAGGAGCCUGAACAGCGCCACCAGGAUGCUCCGCUUCACAAUUCCCUUCCCCAUGCUCGCCUACCCAUUCUACCUGUGGGCGAGGAGCCCAGGGAAGUCAGGUUCGCACUUCGAUCCUAGCAGCGACCUGUUCCAACCCAACGAAAAGAACGACGUGCUGACGUCCACGGCGUGCUGGGUGGCCAUGGCCACCCUCCUCGCUGCCCUCACCUUCCUCAUGGGACCCCUUCAGAUGCUCAAGCUCUACUUUGUCCCUUACUGGAUUUUUGUUAUGUGGCUGGACUUCGUCACCUACUUGCACCAUCACGGCCACAACGACAAGCUGCCCUGGUACCGUGGCAAGGAAUGGAGCUAUCUGAGGGGAGGGCUGACGACGCUGGACAGGGACUAUGGGUGGAUCAACAACAUCCACCACGACAUCGGGACACAUGUUAUUCACCAUCUUUUUCCCCAAAUCCCGCAUUACAAUCUAAUCGAGGCGACGGAGGCAGCGAAGGGUGUGCUGGGGAAAUACUACAGGGAGCCUGACAAGUCAGGGCCAUUUCCGUUUCACCUGUUUGGAGCACUGUCCCGGAGCUUGAAUCGCGACCACUACGUCAGUGACACCGGAGAUGUCGUCUACUACCAGACCGACCCAAGCAUCUCGUUGUCUCCGACCACUCGCACCACCAACAACUAAAUUCAAGUGUCCCAUGCAUGCUUCCUCCUUAAAUUCUUAUUAAGCCCGGAGGCUCAAAUUAGCUACUGAUCGAGCUUGGGACUGACAUGGACGUAUAUAAAAUUGGAGUGAUCUUGGACACCUUCCAUCGACAGACAGAGACCGGAGUAGAGUACCUGUAUAUCACCAUGUUGAGGGCUACAUUCUUUUCCGUGGAUAGGACUUAGGAUUUAUACUGAAGGUUAGCUGCAUAUAUUGCCUGCGUGCUCUGUUUGUAAGACACAAGAUAAGACAGCGGUAAUUUGGACAAGGCGAAUACAUAUACCUCAGAAUUCACGGAUGCUGCAUUCAGUGCAUCUCAUCAUUUUGUUUCAAACGGUACUAUACAUCAAUUACUGGACUACUUUUGUAACUCCA